This is a messenger RNA of Adelges cooleyi (spruce gall adelgid), 2352 nucleotides long. Its product is annotated as protein PFC0760c-like. Lineage: Eukaryota; Metazoa; Arthropoda; Insecta; Hemiptera; Adelgidae. The record is from RefSeq and is a predicted model, not a curated record. The transcript has 17 exons. Gene Ontology annotation, molecular function: calcium ion binding. The coding region runs from base 85 to 2226 and encodes 713 amino acids.
CCGAAUCAAGUUUCAUUGUUCCUCCGACUUCCGUAUCGAAGACUUAAAUCUGGUUUAACAAAGUGUUUGCAAAAAAAAAAAAUUAUGCAUUUCAAAAGUGCUGUUAUCCUUUGUGCGCUGUACUUCGUAACCGUGACACAGAGUAUCGGACUCUCUAGAAUGCAAAUCAACGAUAUCAUUGAUGUAUUCGGUAAUUACAAAUAUUGUGAAAACGAAUUUCCCAUGGAAAAAGUUUUGGAAAUAACAAAAAUAUUGGGUUUGAAAGAUAUGUCAGCUUUUGAAUUCAAGAAAGAUAUGAACAACAAUCAAAAACUACAAGAUCUUUUGGUAUUUCUGGCCAAUAACGAAAAGGAAUCUGACGAUUGGAUGUUCCGAAUUUUAACAUCUUUCGAAGUACAACUUUUAGUUAGCUUGUUCGAGGCACAAGACCGAAUGGGCAAUAACGAUGGUCUACUUGAGUACAGCGAAGUAUUACAAGUCAUUGAUGCUUUAAUGCUAGAAAGUAAAGUCAGAAUGCUUUUAAAAGCACGAUUUCAAGAAGGUGAUAAAACAAUUAACGCCGCGGAGUUCUUAAAAGGCUACCUGGUCGCAAAAAAAAGUGGAAAAGGGUUAGACAAGAAACAGGUUGAAGAGCUGAACAACAUUAAAAAUCACAAAAAAGUUGACGAACACAUUGAUGAUGUUGAAAUAACAAACUUUUACAAAAAAUUAUCUAUAGUUAAAGAUGAGUACAAUAGCCUUGUGGAUUUAAAGACCACUCGAACGGCUCCAUUCGUGUUGCAAGAGCUGAUGGUUAACUCCUCAGAAUACUACUACAGAGAGAUUGACGGAAAACCUGGGUACGUAUGUCCUAAUGCUUCAAUUGAAGACACUUUUGGGAAUUUUUCUGAGAACAGCACCGAAAUCGAUGUACAAGGAAUAGAUUAUUUGAAGUGGCAAAAUCGAAUGGAUGUUUUAGGAAAACAUAACAAAGAGACCGACGAAAAAGCUGAAACCGUAUCUUCUAUCAGUUCAAUUGACGAAGGUUUAGAAAAGUUAUCUGAGCUCAACACCGACAAAAACGGUGCGCUCGGAAUGAACGAACCUGAAGGAAUUGCAAAACAUCAUUGUCAGAACAAAGACUGUGACAGUAUUCAAGAACACCACAACAAUGGAAAUGCACCGUCGAAGUUGGAAGAGCAGUUGGUUGUUUCGGCAGAGAGUACAGUUCAGCACACAAAUGAAGACAACGGAAAAGCUGAAAACGUAUCUUCUACCUCUUCAGAUAAAGGAAUAGCAAAUCAUCAGUGUCAGAAUAAUGACUGUCGUACCAUUCAAGAACACGUUACCAAUGGAAACGUUCCAUUAAAGUUACAAGAUCAGUUGGAUAUUUUAGCAGAACUCGAUAAAGGGGCUGACGAAGAAGCUGAAAACGUAUCUUCUAUCACUUCACUUGACGAAGGUUUAAAAAAUUUAUCAGAGCACAACACUGACAAAAACGGUACACUCGGAAUGAACGAAUAUGAAGGAAUUGCAAAACAUCAUUGUCAGAACAAAGACUUAGGUCAACUUAAUAGUGACACUAUUCGAGAACACAUUAUCAAUGGAACCGUUCCAUUGAAGUACGAUGAUCCGUGGGAUUAUUUUGCAGUACUCAACGAAGAGGCCGACGAAAAUGCCGUAUAUACUACCACUUCAGUUCGAGAUCUUUUACAGGCAUUCGCUGCACUUGACGGGGAUAAGAGUGGUGGACUCAAUAAAACCGAACUUAUAGAAACUGUAAAAUUAUACUGCCCGAACGAAAACGUUGACAGUUUUAUUGAUAAGUUCGAUAUCGACGGCAACCAUAUAUUGGACAUCCUGGAGUUCUUCGGGGCGGCAGUGAAAGCAGAUAUUAGUUUAAUGGAACGAUAUAGUGAUGAAGAGAGUCUUGAGAGUUUUGAGAGUGAUGAGAUUGAUUGGAGUGAUGAUAGUGAUGACUGUGAUUGUAGUGAUGAAAGCGAUGAGUAUGAUUGGAUUGAUGAGGUUGAUUGGAGUGAUGAGAGUGACGAGAAUGACGAGAAUGACGAAAAUGACAAGAAUGACGAGAAUGCCAAUAAUGACAAGAACGCCAAGAAUGACGAAAAUGACAAGAACGCCAAGAAUGACGAGAAUAACAAGAACGCUAAAAUAGAAGAUAGUGAUGAGAGGUAUGUGAAUAAUUUAAAGCAUGAGGGUUAUAUGAAAGUAAUGAGUCAGGAGGUUUAAAUUUCAUGUUUUAUUGUUCUUUUCAAAGUGAUUUACCCUUAAAUAAUAUAUAUUUUAAUUUAAUGCUUUUAAUGCAUAUAAAUAUCCAUAUUAAUAAUAUGAGAUGCCUAUGGCUUUUAAGUUUGU